CACAUUUAGCAUGGAGGAUGUAUGAAAAGUGUCUACCUGUGUGAAGGAGGGAAACAUGAGCCAUAAUUAAGAGGAUUUUAAUUGGAAUAUAAGAAAAAUCUGAAGGAGUUGAGAAUGUCUGACGUAACAAAUGCAGAUUUCCGCUGUAAACAUGGAGAUACGAUUUGUGAGGUCCGUGUGUAUGAGCAGGAGGUGAUUGUAGUGCCCAUCCUGCUUCUGGCUGCCUUCUUGGUCACGCUGGUCUUCAUUUUGCUGCUGCGCUUCUGUCCAGAGAGAGUCGAUAAGAUCCGUCCCCAGGCCUCAAAGCAAAACACCAGGAGGGUGCUGCAUGGCAUCGAUGCUCCACCUGGUAUCAAUGUUCUCGAACAUGAAAGCAUCGCUCUGGACAUACCCAGUUCCUACUCCACCUUCAACCCCCCCACCACUUACCCCUCAAAAAACCUUUCCAUACCUGUGAUCACACCCACCCUCUCACCCAAUCCCCCUCAGCAGACCUACCAGCCCAGUUUUACUCCUAUUGUCCAGCCCAGAGAAUUACCCCGUCAGAGGCUGCCUGAGUCCUUCAAUCUGGUUUCUCCCCUGCCUGCUGCUUUCUCCCUGCGCUCCGACUCCUCUGUGUCCCUCUACAGGGCCCGCAUGGAGAACAGGAAUGUGGUGCUGCGAGUCCUGAAUGACUCUGCUGAUGCCACAGAGAGACAUAACUUCCUGGGCUUUGCAUCUUUCUUGUCCCAGCUUGGACCACAUCCCUUCUUACCAGAGCUUCUUGGUGUGGUCUCACUUCGAGCACCUCUAGUUACUGUUGUGGAAGAGCUGGAGAACAGAGAUCUGCUUAGCUAUCUGUGGCGAUGCAGACAGGAAAAUGUGAGUCCACCCUGUGAGAUGACAGAGAGACGAAUAUUUACCAUGGCCAAACAGGUGGCCUCAGCUCUGGAGUUUCUUCACAGUAAAGAUCUUCUCCAUGGAAACAUUCGUGCCCGCAGUGUGUUGGUCAGUAAAGAGCACACGGCCAAGCUUUGGGGCCUGCAUGGGGUCUACACAAGGAAGAACCAGGUCACCACUCAGAAAGAGGAUCCCAGCAUGAAGAAAUGGCAGGCACCAGAGCUGUUAGCAAGGAGACCUGCCAGCCAGAGCAGCGACAUUUGGUCAUUUGGCGUUUUACUGUAUGAAAUGGCAACACUGGGUGAAGCUCCUUUUGCUGAAGUCUCCGUUAAUGAACUCCUGCAGUUCCAUCAACGAGGGAAGAAUCUGAAAAAACCUUCAAACUGUUCCAACACCCUACACUCCGUCAUCAAGGGUUGCUGCCAUUGGAAGGACCAAGAUCGGCCCUCUCUGGCUGAGUUGAGCCGUAAGCUGGUCUCAGCAGAGAAGGGUGUGUCUGACAAAGUCAUAAAGGCGCCCGGGCCAAUGAACAUUGAGCAGUACCUGCAGGAAGCCGGAUACGGAGAAUCCAACAGCUACACUGUUUUCUGAUCUCUGCAUGUUCCAGCUAUAUUAAAAUAUAAAUUGCACUAUUCCCAAACACCCCAUUGGUGCACUUUUACAAAAACAGUAUCUUUCAGGUGCAAUAAGUGCUUUGGUCACUGAAAAUGAUUCUUUAAUUUUCUUGUUGUAUUCUUCUUCUACUCUAACCCAAGUAGAACCUCAUUCAUGUGUUUUUAUUUGUAUAAUCUUUACUAAUAUGUUGAGGGUCAGUCAGGGAAAUACAACCAGUGAUUUUAUUAUAAAAAACUUUGAGAUAUGUAAACUUGAAAAAUGUACAGUUGCUGCAUUCAGAGUUUGUGGCUGUUACUGUCAAUAUACUGUAUGAUGGUUUACAGAUCUUGUUUACAACCGUAGGCCAAUAUAAAUGAACAGAUUUAAUGUAUGUUCUGAGACUUUUUGUAUGAUUCAAAUCAGGCGGUUCUAAAAAUGAAGGGUAUAUAUGUAUUUAUGCUGUUAUUACUGUCUUCUCUAUAAGCCCAGGGACCAACUUGGAGUAACAAAUGACAAACUGUUCACAAAAAUGUGAAUAAAAAUCUCUCCAACUUCA
Molecule: messenger RNA, 2029 nt
Organism: Notolabrus celidotus (New Zealand spotty)
Lineage: Eukaryota; Metazoa; Chordata; Actinopteri; Labriformes; Labridae
Gene: styk1b
Product: serine/threonine/tyrosine kinase 1b
Exons: 10
Coding region: 115-1470 (451 amino acids)
Biological process (GO): cell surface receptor protein tyrosine kinase signaling pathway; multicellular organism development; positive regulation of kinase activity
Cellular component (GO): signaling receptor complex
Molecular function (GO): ATP binding; transmembrane receptor protein tyrosine kinase activity
Source: RefSeq, a predicted model, not a curated record